Messenger RNA from Cuscuta epithymum, 822 nucleotides. Lineage: Eukaryota; Viridiplantae; Streptophyta; Magnoliopsida; Solanales; Convolvulaceae. The record is from the annotation of a GenBank genome assembly.
AAAAAAAUUGAGCUCAAGUAGAGUAUCAUCACCAUUUUUUCUUUAAUCACCAAAAUUGUGAGGUACAAAAAUUCCAUUCGAGUUAUAACAUCAUCAUAAUUUGUUACGAUUGUUAUGCACGUUACUUGGGGACCAUGGUGAGUAACAUUUGUACGUGGUGGGUACGUAGCAGACUAAUUAAAUAAUCACCACAAAAAAUAAAAACAAAUAAACUUUUCUUUUAAUAAUCUUCUGAAAUGCUGGCAAGAUGGGGCCUCCAUUCUCCGACUUUAUUGCUCCGGCGAUGCCGUUGAGACGCCGCCUUCGGCUUCGCCGGCGAUGUGGCCGAUGUAUUAUUAGUAGUAGUAGUAUCGUCGGAAAUUUUCUUAUUCCCGGACUUCGGGGAGCCGGCGGCGAGUUUCUUUUUCUGAUCUCGUGGGACGGAAGACGCCGGAAUCAAGAAGUAGAUGCUGCCCCUCUUGAGCUCCGACGUCGGAGAGACGAUCAGAAUCCGGCGAACCAUGCCCUGAGAAGUGGGUUUGCUAAGGACGUGAUUGGGGUUGUCCUUGAGGACUUCACCGGCGGUGAUUGGGUGAGUGAUUUCGUCAAUGUGCCCAUUCAAGUGGACUAUACGGAUCAAGUCUAAGGCUCCACAUGGAAGAACGCAUGCCAAACAGCACCUUAAAGUGUUGCCCAUCUCCACCAGAAUUAAUAACAGUUUGGAUGAUUACAAAGAUUUUGGAGAAUCAGUAAAGUGAUCUGACAAAUGCUUCAGUUCUCUUGAGAUUGUCUGAACUCUGAAUGGGAGGAAAAUGUUAACUGUAUCUAUAUAUAGCUCCAAAC